GUUGAGUCUUCAAGACUAAUGUACAUCAGAACACAUCAAAAACAAUUAAGGUGUGAAAUGUACAAAGGCCUUACCGAUGCUUUACUCAGUGGCGAGCGAGAUGCUUCUACCCAAGGAAAGAGAGUUGUUUUACCACCUACAUUUGUUGGAGGAGUACGAUAUAUGGUGCAAAAUUACCAAGAUUCAAUGGCUAUAUGUCGGUGGGCUGGGUAUCCGGAUUUGUUCUUGACGUUCACAUGCAAUCCAAAGUGGCCAGAAAUUGUAAGAUUUCUUAAAGAAAGAAACUUGAGUCCUGAAGAUCGACCAGAUAUAAUAUGUAGAGUUUUCAAGAUGAAGUUGGAUGGAUUGAUUAAAGAUCUACGUAAUAAUAAGACAUUUGGUGAAGUGAGAGCAGUCAUAUACACAGUGGAAUUUCAGAAGCGUGGCCUUCCCCACGCUCAUAUUUUGUUAUUCAUGGCAAGUGCAGACAAAUUUCCCACUUCGACAGACAUUGAUGACAUCAUUUCUGCAGAAAUACCUGAUGAGGCAAAUGAUCCGGAAUAUUUCAAUGCGGUACGUAUGCAUAUGAUGCAUGGGCCGUGUGGAAAUGAAGCAAAAAAUGCUCCAUGCAUGGUACAAUCUAAGUGUGCAAAGCACUUCCCCAAGAAUUUCAAUGAGCAGACAACCGUGGACGAUGAAGGUUAUCCUAGGUAUAGAAGGCGC
Messenger RNA from Cuscuta europaea, 702 nucleotides. The record is from the annotation of a GenBank genome assembly. Lineage: Eukaryota; Viridiplantae; Streptophyta; Magnoliopsida; Solanales; Convolvulaceae.